AUGGCCUCUGACAACGGCAGCUCGACUGUCGCCGAAGAGAGGCCGACGUCGGCCGACGGCUCUGACAAUGGCGCCGGCCAGGACAGCGAUGGCUGGGCACUGGAGUACAAAGUCAAGGAGAAGCGCGAGCGUGAGCAACGCUCGGGCAUCCCGCCGCGCCAGCUCGGCCUCACCUGGAAGAACCUGACGGUCAAAGCUGUCGCGAACGACGCCGCCAUCCACGACAACUUUAUGUCGCAGUUCAACAUACCCCAAGUCAUCCGAGACGCACGCAGGAAGCCGCCAAUGAAGUCCAUUCUCAACAACACUCAUGGCUGCGUCAAACCUGGCGAAAUGCUGCUCGUGCUCGGUCGCCCGGGUGCAGGCUGCACAACUCUGCUUAGCGUGCUAGCCAACCGCCGCCGUGGCUACUCGUCUGUCGACGGCGACGUAUUUUACGGAAGCAUGACUCCUUCAGAGGCGAAAAACUACCGCGGACAGAUCGUCAUGAACACAGAGGAGGAACUCUUCUUCCCGACGCUGACGGUUGGCCAGACGAUGGACUUUGCCACGCAGCUGAAGGUUCCGUUCAAGAUGCCCGAAGGUUACAUCGACAAAGACGACAUUCGACAGGAGAACAAGGACUUUUUGCUUGAGUCUAUGAGCAUCUCCCAUACGGACGGUACCAAGGUCGGCGACGCCUUUGUGCGAGGUGUUUCGGGCGGUGAGCGCAAGCGUGUGAGCAUAAUUGAGUGCAUGGCUACGCACGGUUCUAUCUUCUUUUGGGAUAACAGCACCCGCGGUCUUGACGCCAGUACCGCUCUCGAGUGGACAAAGGCUAUUCGUGCUAUGACGGACGUGCUGGGCCUGGCCACUGUCGUCACGCUAUAUCAGGCCGGGAAUGGAAUCUAUAACCUGUUCGACAAGGUGCUUGUUCUUGACAACGGCAACGAGGUCUUUUAUGGCACACGGGAGGAGGCGCGACCCUUCAUGGAGGACCAGGGAUUUGUCUGCCGUGAUGGUGCAAACGUUGCUGACUACCUGACGGGUAUAACGGUGCCGACGGAGCGGCAGAUCAAGCCCGGUUUCGAGCGGACGUUCCCGCGCAGUGGAAAGGCCGUCCGCGAGGCCUACGAGAAAACGCCUAUCUUCACAAAGAUGCAGCGCGAGUAUGACUAUCCGUCCACAGAGGAGGCGCAGGCGAACACGCAAGCUUUUACAAAUGCUAUUGCGACUGAGAAGAAUCCUCAUCUUGGAUCGAGCCCCUUUACGGUUGGAUUUUCUACCCAGGUGAAGGCUUGUAUUAUACGACAGUACCAAAUCAUCUGGGGUGACCGCGCCUCAUUCUUCAUCAAGCAGUUUUCCACAAUUGUACAAGCACUCAUUGCCGGUUCACUGUUUUACAACGCGCCUAGCAAUUCGGCAGGCAUCUUUACGAAGUCGGGCGCGCUGUUCUUCUCGCUUAUGUACAACAGCCUGUUGUCCAUGAGCGAAGUGACGGACUCUUUCCAAGGACGCCCAGUGCUGUUGAAACAUAAAGCGCUGGCUUACUUUCACCCUGCUGCCUACUGCGUUGCGCAGAUCGCUGCCGACAUCCCGGUUAUUCUCUUCCAGAUCACGUGCUUCUCGUUGAUCCUCUACUUUAUGUGUGUAACAGCUAUGUUUCGAGCAAUCGGAGCUCUAUUCGGAACAUUUGACGCCGCCUCCAAGGUGUCUGGCCUUGUCAUCAGCGCCAUAGUUAUGUACAGUGGAUACAUGAUUCAUUAUACGCAGAUGCACCCAUGGUUCAUCUGGCUUUUCUGGAUCAAUCCGCUGGCCUUUGGGUUUGACGCUCUGCUUUCAAACGAGUUUCACGGCAAAGUUAUCGACUGUGUUGGUGGCAAUCUGAUUCCUAACGGUAUUGGCUAUGAGAACGCUAGUGGCCACCAGUCUUGUGCUGGCGUGCUGGGUGCCGUCCAGGGCCAGACAUCUCUAACUGGCGACCACUACCUAAACGCCUUGCAUUACAGCCACUCACACGUGUGGCGUAACUUUGGCAUCAUCUGGGCUUGGUGGCUUAUCUUUGUUAUUAUCACCAUUGUGGCCACCACCAAUUGGCGCGCAUCUUCUGAGUCCGGGCCAUCGCUGCUUAUCCCGCGUGAGAAAGCUAAAUCGCUAGGCCACAUGCUGGCAGCUGACGAAGAGGCUCAGGAUGAGGACCAUGUGGCUAAUGAUGUGGCAGAGACUAAGGAGGUGGCUGGCAACAGCAGCGACAAUGAAAGCAGUGGCAACCUGGUCCGAAACACGUCAACCUUCACCUGGAAGAACCUAUGCUAUGUUGUGAAGACUCCUUCAGGCGACCGCCAGCUGCUCAACAACGUGCAGGGCUGGGUCAAGCCAGGUAUGCUGGGUGCACUCAUGGGCUCUUCGGGAGCGGGAAAGACGACACUGCUGGAUGUUCUGGCACAGCGCAAGACGGACGGCACCAUCCACGGCUCGAUUAUGGUAGAUGGACGACCACUACCAGUGGCUUUCCAACGGUCUGCUGGCUACUGCGAGCAACUUGAUGUGCACGAGCCGUUCGCGACGGUGCGUGAAGCGCUUGAGUUCUCAGCGCUCCUACGCCAGAGCCGGACAACGCCCCGGGAGGAGAAGCUGCGCUACGUUGACACAAUCAUCGAUCUUCUGGAAUUGCACGACCUCGCCGACACGCUCAUUGGGCAAGUGGGUGCCGGCCUUAGUGUGGAGCAGCGAAAGCGUGUGACCAUUGGCGUGGAGCUGGUGGCGAAGCCUAGCAUCCUGAUUUUCUUGGAUGAGCCAACUUCAGGGCUUGAUGGCCAGUCUGCUUACAACACCGUGCGCUUCUUGCGUAAGCUGGCUGACGCCGGUCAGGCGGUUCUGGUGACGAUCCAUCAACCAUCGGCACAGCUGUUUGCUGAGUUUGACACGCUGUUGCUCCUGGCUCGAGGUGGGAACACGGUUUACUUCGGCGACAUUGGAGACAACGCGGCUACAAUCAAGGCUUACUUUGCACGCUAUGGUGCAGCAUGCCCUCCCGAGACAAACCCGGCAGAAUACAUGAUCGAUGUUGUGUCGGGCCUGAUGUCGCAGGGUAAGGACUGGGCCAAAGUGUGGCUAGAGUCGCCGGAGUACACGGCUGUAACGACAGAGCUGGACAGACUUAUUAAGGAGGGCGCAUCACGUCCAUCUGCCAGCGACAAUGACGAUGGGUUCGAGUUUGCCAUGCCGCUGUGGGAUCAGAUCUAUAUUGUGACUGCACGCAUGAACGUGGCUCUAUACCGAAACGUUAACUACGUCAACAACAAGCUCGUUCUGCACAUUACAUCUGCUCUCUUCAACGGUUUCUCCUUCUGGAUGAUUAAGCAUAGCGUCUCUGCGCUGCAACUGCGUGUCUUUACCAUCUUCAACUUCAUCUUCGUCGCACCCGGUGUCAUCGCUCAGCUCCAACCAUUGUUCAUUGCCCGACGCGACAUCUUCGAAACCCGCGAGAAGAAGUCCAAGAUGUACUCAUGGGUCGCCUUCGUGACAGGCUUGAUUGUGUCGGAGAUCCCCUACCUCUGUAUGUGCGCGGUGCUGUACUUUGUCUGCUGGUACUACACUGUCGGUUUCCCGAAAGACUCAGCCCGCGCCGGCGGUACGUUCUUCGUUAUCUGGCUGUACGAGUUCGUCUACACCGGUAUUGGGCAAGCAAUUGCGGCGUAUGCUCCAAAUGAUGUCUUUGCGACACUGGUCAACCCGCUGUUCAUCGGAAUCCUCGUGUCGUUCUGUGGUGUGCUGGUUCCAUACUCUGAGAUUCAGUCCUUCUGGCGCUACUGGCUAUAUUACCUCAACCCCUACAACUACCUUACCGGCAGCCUGCUGGUGUUUGACAUGUGGGGCACCAAGGUUGAGUGCGGCAGUCAUGAGCUUGCCUUAUUUGACCCGCCUAGUGGCAGCACCUGUUCGUCAUACCUCAGUACUUACAUGAACGGCGCCGGAUCGGGCACCCGGUUGCUCAACCCAGACGACUUGUCAGGUUGCAAGGUGUGCCCAUACCGGGAUGCAAGUGACUACCUACACACAGUCAACCUUACGAAAUACUUGGAUGGCUGGCGUGACACCGGCAUCGUGGCUAUCUUUGUCUUUAGCUCAUACGGCAUGGUAUACCUUCUCAUGAAGCUGCGGACAAAGACUUCCAAGAAGGCAGAGUAA
Grosmannia clavigera kw1407 is the source of this 4170-nucleotide messenger RNA. Its product is annotated as ABC multidrug transporter. The coding region runs from base 1 to 4170 and encodes 1389 amino acids. Lineage: Eukaryota; Fungi; Ascomycota; Sordariomycetes; Ophiostomatales; Ophiostomataceae. The transcript is spliced from 2 exons. The record is from RefSeq and is a predicted model, not a curated record. Gene Ontology annotation, molecular function: ABC-type transporter activity; ATP binding; ATP hydrolysis activity. Gene Ontology annotation, cellular component: membrane. Gene Ontology annotation, biological process: transmembrane transport.